UCCCCGCAUACUUCGCAGCGUUGGUCGCCCAUGACGGUAAAGAAAGUCGAGCUGGCAGCUUUAGAGUUUUUAUGUGACUAGAUACUAAUUUUCGAGUGUGUAUUGAUGCCCCACGCGUCUGUGUUCGUUUGUGUGCACCCGUACCGGUGAAUGGAACAGCGGGAGCGUCUGCUACCUGGAGGUUCGUUGCUCUGUUAUUGUGUCGAUUGUGACCGAGAAGGCUCGUCGUGAGAGACACGAUGGCGACGACGCCGAUCUGUCGUUGCCGUGUGCUGUACCUCGGUUCUGCCGUGCCUCAUAUCACGAAGGAUGGAUUGCAAGGGAUUCAAGAGCCCCUUCGGGAGCUCUAUCCCGAACAGGGCCCCGUAGCUGCCCGCGGUAUCGACUCGUGGCUUAGCGUCUGGAGCAAUGGAAUACUCCUGGAAAAUGUGGACGAGUCACGUCGACAACACACCAGGUUCUUUCCCAUAGAGACCCUCCAUUACUGCGCUGCUGUGCGACAUGUUAUCGUGCCCGGAUCAUCUGGAACGGAACACGUAGAAAAGUUCCUGCCACUGGAUAGUCCUUUUGCCAGGCACGCGGGACCUCUACAGCCUCCGUUGUUCGCCUGUAUCCUACGCCGGACCAUUGGAAUAAAAGUUCUGGAGUGUCAUGUCUUCAUAUGCAAGAGGGAAGCUGCGGCGAAUGCCCUGGUGCGCUGUUGCUUCCACGCGUACGCGGACUGCACCUACGCCAAGCAAUUAGAUGAGAACCCAUAUUGUCUCGAGGGACCACCAAGGAGAGCGCAAUCUGUAAUGGGCUUGGAUACGGUGCAGAAGGUGGAAGCUUGGAGGCACAACCACACGGAGCACCAGAACGGAAAUUCAGCGACACAGGGAGGCUCAAUUAUGCUGGAUGAGGAGACUGAGGACGACGAUGGAAACUACAAAGUAUGGACUGGCCCAGCUCCACGUGAGGUCGUCUACAUGGAUAACACAGGAACGCUGCGUAGUGUUCACUCAUCUGGAGGCAUGUCUCGCUCUUCGCGGCCUCGACAGCUAACUACUCCGCCAAGAGCUCCUCCACCACCCCUGCCCCCGCUACCUCCCCCGACAUCUAGUAAAUCUAAUGACAAGGGUACUGCGAAGUCAAAGAAGAAGUCAAAGAAAUCGGGCACUGCUUCAAAAAACGGACUUGGCGUCAUAUCUGGAUAUGGCAACGGCUACCCGCCCCCUCCCAUGAUGGUCCACCAUUCAGAGCGCAUGAGGAGACCACCGGAGAGACCAAUGCUGUACAGCGCAGAAGAACCAACUUAUAUACCUGCAGUGCGAGCCAUGAGUCCAACUUCGUCCUAUCAACCCGGGAUGUACCCUCAUGAGCAGUACUUUAUGCAAAAUUACGGAACAGCUCCGCGUCCUCAAAAGAUCAAACCGGACCAGUCUUCCAAGAAGGAGCACAGGAAGGACUCUUCAGAUCCAGAAUCCGGGUCGCCCUUCAACACUGGAAUUUACAGGAAGAAAGGACAUCUGAAUGAACGGGCUUUUUCAUAUUCCAUAAGGCAAGAGCACCGUUCGCGGUCGAACAGUUUAGCUAACCUUCAUUUCCUGAACGGUGGUGAUGCUUCACCCAUGACUAAUGGUGAGGCCGGACCCAGUGCCUUGAACAAGAAGGACCGCGAGCUUGCUCAAAUGGUCAGUGACCUUGACCUCAGAGACACUAACGGAUAUAACGGCCACCACAGGUCCAUGACACCGGACUCGAAUUUUAUAAGAAAAAAGCCGUCAGCGAAGGGGCACGCUAGAUGAGAGCCAAUCUUGUCAUUGUGCGGUGCGACGACACAGACCUGCCAAGUUCUUCGAUUAUGGGAAGCAUUCCAGAGGCCAAGGCACACACAGGCCAAGGCAUCGUGCUUGAAGUUUAUCCCAUCACAACAUGCAUCGAACCGUGCCCUGUUCGAGAGCACUUGUACUACCACAAUGUGGAUUAAUGGUCCUUUGAUCGUUAUUCCUUCAGGAACCGCUCCUCAGGAUUCCCGCGCACAGAGAUCUUUAAUGGAGCUUGAAGUCCCGAAGCGUGUGCAGCGUCGCACGGCUCGAUGAUUUCUUUGAACUUCACUGAGAAUCCGAGGAAUGCUCAAGUUACGGUGGAUUUGAUUAUUAUUACCGUGGUUCGUGAGGAUAACGUUAUUCUGUGCACGCAUGGAUGCGUGAGUGUGUGUGUUGUGUGUGCUGGCGUGCAAGAGAAGCAGGAAGACGGGCAGCGUGAUGACGUAUGGACUACACGAAGGACGGUAAUGAAAAAAAGAAAGCGUUUGUGCCAUUCUUGUGCUGAAACAUUUUCAUUCCCCAGAAGCCAUUGUUAGAAGUACUCGUAUAGAUGACUCUGUAUUAGUUCGGUGUUACGUCUAACCACAGUAACGGGAACGAACCUGCUCUACAGGUAAAAUAUAUUUGUUGAUUAUGCGCGUGUUUCUCCUUAACGUCUCUAUCGAAUAGAGCACCUGUAGCAUGCAUGAAUAAAUUUUUACGUUUAUUAUGAC
This is a messenger RNA of Ornithodoros turicata, 2518 nucleotides long. RefSeq lists its product as uncharacterized. The record is from RefSeq and is a predicted model, not a curated record. Lineage: Eukaryota; Metazoa; Arthropoda; Arachnida; Ixodida; Argasidae. The coding region runs from base 240 to 1784 and encodes 514 amino acids. The transcript has a single exon.